Messenger RNA from Malus domestica (apple), 1944 nucleotides. Lineage: Eukaryota; Viridiplantae; Streptophyta; Magnoliopsida; Rosales; Rosaceae. The record is from RefSeq and is a predicted model, not a curated record.
AUGGAUGAGUGCAUAUAUGAUCUGGAUGGGCCAGAGGAUUUGCCCGAAAAUCCAGAGUUGGUUGAAUUUUUGUGUGCAGAACCUGACAAGCCGUCCUCAGAAGUACAAGACCCAUUGGAGACCAUUGAUUUGGAAACUAAGGAGGAUUCAAGGCCUAUACAGAUCAGUGGUUUAGAUCCAACCUUAGUAGAACAUAGAAGGCUUAUUAAGGAAGGAUUUAAACUUGUCAAAAACAUUAAUGGAGCCACGCCUAAAGACGAAUAUCCCAUGCCCAUGGCCGACUUAUCCGUAGAUGCAGUUGCCAAACACAAAGUUCUAUCUUUCAUGGAUGGGAAUACUGGUUACAAUCAGAUAAAAAUGGCUAAAGAAGAUAUACAUAAGACAACUUUUAGGUGCUCGGGUCAUGUCAGAGCGUAUGAAUACUUGGUAUACAUUGAUGACAUUGUGGUGAAGUCUAAAACUGAAGAGCAUCACUUAGUAAACCUCAGGCAACUUUUUGGGAUUCCUUUUCACCAAAUGGGAGUUGAGGUCGACAAAAAUAAAGCUCGAGCAAUGAUGGAAACACCUCAUUCCACCAAUAAAGUGCAAUUGCAAAGGCUGCUGGGAAAGAUCAAUUUCUUGAGGAGAUUCAUUGCUAACUUGGCAGGCAAGAUUCAGCUGUUGACUCAUUUGUUAAGAUUGAAAGACAAGGAAGAAUUUGAGUGGGGCCCAUCCCACCAAGAGGCUUUUGACAGAAUAAAAGCUUACUUGGAUUAUCCACUAGUGCUCAUACCUCUUCAAAGAGGGAAGCCUUUAAAGCUUUAUAUUGUCGCCUCUGAGAAGUCAAUGGGAAGCCUGUUGGCUCAAAAUAAUGAAGGUGGAAAGGAACAUGCCAUAUACUACCUCAGCAGAAUCCUUAUUGAGGUAGAGACGAGAUAUACUCCAGUAGAGCAGUUAUGUUUGGCUCUAUACCUCACUGCCUGCAAGUUAAGACAUUAUAUGUUACCUUGCCACACCCCCAUUAUUGCCAAGAUAGAUGUGAUCAAAUACAUGUUAUCAAAACCAAUGUUGAUUGGGAGGAUUGGAAAAUGGAUCCUAGCACUAUCCGAGCUUAGUUUCCAACACGUGCCUCAAAGAGCGAUUAAGGGACAAGCAAUCACAGACUUCUUAGUUGAGCAUCAAGAGUCCCAAGAAGAAAUUAUCAAGAAAUUAUCAACAUCCCAGGAACUCUGGAGGAAAUUGUAUUUUGAUGGGUCCUGCACUCAGAAUGCUGCUAGAGCUGGGAUUGUCAUCAUUGAUCCCAAAGAGAAUAAGGCAUUGAUAAUUGGCCUGGAGAUCUUGAUAGAGUUGGGGGUAAUUGGAGUUGAGGUAUUUGGUGAUUCAAAACUAGUGAUCAAUCAGUUAAAUGGAGAAUACAAAUGUAGGCACAUCACUAUGGCUGGUUAUCACUUAGCGGCCACUCAGUUGUUGAGUUAUUGGGGCACGGAAAUAUCAGUCAGCUACAUCCCUAGAGAAUCAAAUAUAAUUGCCAAUGAAAUGGCACAAUUAGCUUCUGGAGUACCAAUCCAAGAAAAAAACUUUGAAGGGAAUAUAGAAGUUCAUAAAAGAAAUCUUCCUUCUAUCUUUGAAAAAGGAUUCAGCCUAGAUGUAAUAACUGAAGAAAUGAAGAUGGAGGAUUGGAGGACGCCUAUUAUCCAGUAUUUAAACAAUCCAUCCUUCCCCACAAGCAAGAAAAAUAGACGACAAAAGACUAAGUAUGUCAUUUGGGAUAAAACCAUGUUGAGAAAGACUCUAGAUGGACUUCUACUGAAGUGUUUAGGCCAAGAAGAAUCCAUAAGGGUAAUGGCUGAAGUACAUGAAGGAAUCUGUGGUGCACAUCAAGCUAGAAAUAAAAUGAGGUGGUUGCUCAAAAGAUAUGGCUAUUUCUGGCCUGAGAUGGAAAUGGACUGUAAAGCUUAUGCCUAA